Messenger RNA from Ogataea philodendri, 384 nucleotides. RefSeq lists its product as uncharacterized. Gene Ontology annotation, cellular component: nucleolus; U4/U6 x U5 tri-snRNP complex; precatalytic spliceosome. Lineage: Eukaryota; Fungi; Ascomycota; Pichiomycetes; Pichiales; Pichiaceae. Bases 1 to 384 code for a protein of 127 amino acids. The record is from RefSeq and is a predicted model, not a curated record. The transcript has a single exon. Gene Ontology annotation, molecular function: RNA binding. Gene Ontology annotation, biological process: mRNA splicing, via spliceosome; ribosome biogenesis; maturation of SSU-rRNA.
AUGUCUGCCGCACCAAACCCAAAAGCUUUUCCUUUGUCCGACUCUAACCUCACCCAACAGAUUCUUGAUGUUGUUCAACAAGCUCAAAACUUGAGACAACUCAAGAAGGGUGCUAACGAGACCACCAAGACUUUGAACAGAGGUAUUUCCGAGUUCAUCAUCAUGGCCGCCGACACCGAGCCUAUUGAGAUUCUUUUGCACUUGCCUCUUUUGUGCGAGGACAAGAACGUUCCAUACGUUUUUGUUCCUUCCAAGACCGCUUUGGGUAGAGCUUGUGGUGUUUCCAGACCAGUUAUUGCUGCUUCUAUCACCACAAACGAUGCCUCCGCCAUCAAAAACCAAAUCUACGCCAUUAAGGACAAGAUUGAAACUUUGUUGAUUUAA